CAGAACAAGUAUCCCUCACAGAAGAAGAAGAAGUUACUUUACAACGAAUCUUAAAUGAAUCCUUCAAUACUUCUCAACCUGACUUUGAUACUCGCAAAGCAAUUGAGAAUCUAAGAAAGAAUUUUGAAGGAAAAGUAGCUCUUUGUCAAGAAUGCCUUUUUGCUAAACAAUGUACCGAAUUAGAAAUGAACCAAGGUCUCUGUGAUGAAUGUUAUCAGGAACAGAACAAGCCAAAUCUUUUAGAAGAGCAGAAUAUAGAAGAAACACACCAUGAUGAUAUUAUCACCUUAGAACAACCUGAGAUAAAUGAAAAACUACCUGAAGACUUAGAAGACUUAGAAGAAUUACCAACAGAAACAGAAGCUUUGCAACAGGCUUUGCAAGCUAAUGCUCUUAAACAUAACUUUGUAUACACUAUAGACACUUUAAUUCCUUACAAGGAAUAUAUUUUAGAAAAGACAGACACUGUAAAUGUAGAACCUUUUACACGUGAUUAA
Molecule: messenger RNA, 497 nt
Organism: Ambispora leptoticha
Lineage: Eukaryota; Fungi; Glomeromycota; Glomeromycetes; Archaeosporales; Ambisporaceae
Source: the annotation of a GenBank genome assembly